UUCAACCCUCUACCACGCAUGAGUUUCACCUCCAGCGUGGAGCAGACCUGCAAGCUGUUUAUUAUAGCCUACCUGCUGCUCAAGAAAGAUGAAGCGCGGAGCGUCACACUGUUUUCUUCACCUUCUGUGGCUCUUUUUUGUUCAAAUUGAUGCAUCCAGUGAUUUGCCCAUAUGCAAAGAGUCCGACUACCACUUUGAGUACACAGACUGUGAUGUGCUGGGGUCUCGAUGGAGGGUGGCGGUGCCCAACAAACCAGACACGUGCACAGGCCUCCCUGACCCUGUCAAGGGCACACAGUGUACGUUCUCCUGCAGCGAGGGGGAGUUCCUGGACAUGAGAAGCCAGGAGUGUCAGAAGUGUUCUGCUGGGACCUACUCUCUGGGGACGGGCGUGGCCUUCGAUGAGUGGGACAGCAUGCCGGCCGGCUUCAUCUCACACGGGAUGAACAUGAACAUAGCUGACAUCUACACCAACUGUUCAAACUCGACCUGGAUACCGAAAGGCGACUACAUUGCCUCUAACAUAGAUGAGUGCACCUCUACCUUGUCCUACGCUGUCAGCCUGAAGAAAGCAGGCACUGUGUCCUUUGAGUACUUCUACCCAGACAACACCAUCUUCUUUGAAUUCUAUGUUCAGAAUGACCAGUGUGAGUCCACAGACUCUGAGGGUCGCUGGAUGAGGACCUCAGAGAAAGACUGGACUCCCCACAAUUUGAAGCUGAAUCGAGGCAACAACGUGCUCUACUGGAGGACCACGUCUUUUGCACUGACGGGCAGUACUGUCAAACCUGUGCUGCUUCGCAACAUUGCCAUCUCAGGGGUUGCCUAUACGUCAGAGUGUUUCCGUUGUAAACCUGGGACCUACAGCACCAAGCCAGGCUCUGCUCACUGUACCCCCUGCCCUGCCGACUCCUACUCCAACAAGGGAGCCACGGUGUGCCAGCAGUGUGAAGAAGACAAAUAUGCAGAGGCCGGAUCAGGGAGCUGCAAGCAGAGGCCUGCAUGUACCACCAGUGACUACUUCUACACUCACACCCCAUGUGACUCCAAAGGACAGACCCAGCUGAUGUACAAGUGGAUCGAGCCAAAGAUCUGUAGUGAGACCGUUGAAGGGGCAGUGGAUAACAGUACUGAAGGAGCAGUGAAGCUACCAGCCUCUGGACAGAUGGAGACCUGCCCUCCCUGUAACCCUGGCUUCUCUGUCACCAACACCUCAGCCUGCGAACCCUGUCCUCACGGAUCCUACUCCAAUGGAACAGCCUGUGCAGAGUGUCCGGUAGGAACAGAGCCGGUGGUGGGCUUUGAGUACAAGUGGUGGAACAAGAUGCCCGACAACAUGAGGAGCUCUGUCUAUAGCCGGGAGUACAGCGACUCAGUCAGGAGCACGGGAUGGGAGGUGGCAGGAGAGUACAUCUACACCACCCCAGGGGAUCUGGACUCUGACUACAUGAUGCUCUCACUCACUGUCCCUGGAUACAGGUUGCCUCACUCGAUGGCUAAGGAUGAUGAGAGGAGUGAACUGUCCCGGAUCUCCUUUGUCUUUGAGACCCAGUGCACUGCUGAUUGUACCCUCUACUUUAUGACGGGUUACAAUGAGAGGACCAACGACAUGGUGGAGCACUGGAGGGGCACGACCAGGAAACAGUCCUACUCCUACCUAGUGAAGAGCAACAGCACCGUCAGCUUUACCUGGGGCUUCCAACGCACCCAGGCCUUCAGUGAGGUGAGGCAGUACAGCGGUGACUUUGCCAAGAUGUACUCUGUCCAAAUCACCAACGUGAUGGGAGGUGUGGCCUCUCAGUGUCGUCACUGUGCCUUGGGCUCCGGGUCGGCCUCAGAAUGCGUCCCCUGCCCUCCAGCCCACUAUAUGGUCAAGGGGACAGGCUUGUGUAAGAGCUGCCCUCCCAACACCUUCAUCAGGGCUGAUCAGACCGUAGGGGAGGCAGCCUGUAUCCACUGUGGACCCAAUACGCACAGCAACAAGGCCCACUCAGCCUGUGUUAGCGACUGUAGACUGGACCUGCAGUCCACCGUAGGAGGAGAGGUCCUCCAAUAUGACUUCACCCCCCUGGCUAACAUCACCAGCUUCCAGAGCAGCCCACGCUUCACCAGUAAAGGCCUCCGAUACUUCCACCAGUUCAGGGUCGGCCUCUGUGGAGAAGAGGGCAGAGAGGUGGCGGUGUGCGUUGACAACGUGACAGAGAGCAGGAAGGUCAGAGGUUACGCCUGCCAGUCCACCGUGGUGCCCUCUGAGGUCAGAGGUCAGAGUGUGGUGUCAUCACAACCCUUCACUAUCGGUGACACACUCAUUGGGGUUACCUCUGACACAUCUCUGGAUAGCAUUGCCUCUCUUGAAAGCUAUUUCACUACCAAGUCCAACCUGCCUGAUGUCAUAUUCUACUACAGGUCCAGUGAAACAACACAGGCAUGUAACAAGGGAAGGACAACUACCAUCAGACUGAGAUGUGAUCCUACAGUGACAGGCAAAGACCAGAUUACACUCCCAAGUAAAUGUUCAGAGGGGACAUGUGACGGCUGCUCCUUCCAUUUCCUAUGGCGGUCUCAGUAUGCCUGUCCACUCUGUACAGAGAGACACUACAGAGAGAUAGUCAGCGCCUGCAUACAGGGAAUACAGAGAACCACCUACGUGUGGCAGCAGCCCCUGCAGUGUACUGGUGGUGUGUCCCUGCCUGCCCAGACGGUCAGUGCCUGUGUGACCCUGGACUUCUGGCUGAAGGUUGGUGUGUCCACAGGGACGGUCGCUGCCAUACUGCUCAUCAGCAUCAGCUGCUACUUCUGGAAGAGAACUCGCAAGCUGGAAUAUAAGUACUCCAAGCUGAUGAUGACUGCUGGAGAUAAGGAGUGUGAGCUGCCUGCUGCAGACAGCUGUGCCAUCAUGGAGGGAGAAGAUGCAGAGGACGACCUCAUCUACCUCACCAAGAAAUCCUUCUUCACUAAGAUCAAGUCCUUCUCCAGAGAGAGAUCGUCAGAUGGAUUUGACUCUGUUCCCCUGAACUCAUCUCCAUCUCCAAACCUGAUAAGCCUCUGGUGGACCCCCCAGUUUGGAAACCCCUGAGCUAGAAGAGUACCCAAAACCUCCUUCAACCUCUGGAUGAAGGAACACAUAUGGGAUGUAUUAAUUAUUCAUUGAGUUGAAAUGUUCAGAGCGUUGCAGAUAGAAAUGUAUUAAAUAGAGCUGACACGAUUUCCUGGACCCUAUUCUACCUGACAGACAGCCAUAUCUGUUCUACACAAUUAGGGUUGCAAAAUUCCCAGGUUUUCCAGAAAUCCCAGGUGGUAAAUUCCUGGAAUCAGGAGGGAAUAAGCAGGAGAUCUGGGAUCCCUCCAACCAGGAUUUCUGGAAAACUUGGGAAUUUGGGUAAAGUUACCUAAAUUUUGCAACCCUAUACACAAUACAUUUCUAUAGGAACGUUCUGCAAUGUUGCACCCUUCUGAACAGUAUGAAUGUUGCUCCCCUUACUGCAUAGCACCAAAGGACAAGAAGCAUCUAUUCUAAACCAAACAGAAUAGAAUGAAUGGAACGGCCGGAACAUGAUGGAUGUCUUUAUAAGUUCACAGAGAGGUGAACAGAGCAAACCUUUUGUUCAGAAACCCUCUCAGUUUAAACCCUCAACAUCUCUGGGAUGUUGCAAGGACUAGAUAAAGGGAAUAUGUUUUUCACCUGAAGUUUUUUAUGUAUUUGGUCAUAUCAAAACAAGUGCAUGUUUCCAUUAGGAGAAUGCAUUUCUCACGAAAUCGUGUUGGUGUUUUGGUGCUAAUAUGGACCGAUUUGUUGCUCUGCUAAUAGCAAUACAGUUUGUAGCCAUGUAGAAACCUUAAUGGGUACCUGAUCUUUUAUGGUGAGAUUUAUUUCCCACAAUAUUUUAGAUAUAUUUUUACGAAACAUGUGAACCUGUGCUUUUGUUAUAUUAAUUAUGUCUUACAGUAACGUGUGCAUUUUCAUUUUUAUUCAUUAUUAUCAGCCAUUAUGGGUCUAACUUGUGACAAUACAACAUUUAAAAAAUAUAUGUAUUUAAAAAGAAAUCUAACUGUCUGUUGCCAAAAUUAUUUGGUGAAAAAGCCUUACUGUAUCUUAUUUCUACUCAACUACUGAGGUAUGCCUUUAUUUAAUUUGGAAAUGGAGCCAUUUACUUAAUAUUUCAUACAUGUUUCAUUUAUUGACUCUUGAAAGUCAUUUUCUUUGCAUUAAAUUCACUGUUUGUCUAUGCUUUUAAAUAAACUUCUAAAAAGG
Messenger RNA from Coregonus clupeaformis (lake whitefish), 4252 nucleotides. It is a transcript of the gene elapor1, whose product is annotated as endosome-lysosome associated apoptosis and autophagy regulator 1. The record is from RefSeq and is a predicted model, not a curated record. Lineage: Eukaryota; Metazoa; Chordata; Actinopteri; Salmoniformes; Salmonidae. Gene Ontology annotation, biological process: positive regulation of vacuole organization; autophagosome assembly. Gene Ontology annotation, cellular component: lysosome; trans-Golgi network; late endosome. The coding region runs from base 89 to 3076 and encodes 995 amino acids. The transcript has 23 exons.